This is a messenger RNA of Gopherus evgoodei (Goodes thornscrub tortoise), 2794 nucleotides long. RefSeq names its product galactoside 2-alpha-L-fucosyltransferase 2-like. The record is from RefSeq and is a predicted model, not a curated record. Bases 81 to 1352 code for a protein of 423 amino acids. Lineage: Eukaryota; Metazoa; Chordata; Testudines; Testudinidae. Gene Ontology annotation, cellular component: membrane. Gene Ontology annotation, molecular function: galactoside 2-alpha-L-fucosyltransferase activity. The transcript has 3 exons. Gene Ontology annotation, biological process: carbohydrate metabolic process.
CGGGGGCGUUGGGAGGGGCCGGGGAGGCGAGGAGCGUCCGAGCCAGACGCGUCCCAGCUCCACUCGCCCAAGAGAGGCCAAUGGCUGCAGACGGCGCUCUGGAGCCGGUGGAGGAACCCAGCCGUGGUCAGGAAACGCGUCAGCCGGGCGUCCCCACGUGUGCGGAUCCGGGUCUGAAUGUCGGGGGGCCUGGAGGUGCCCGGACCCUGCUGGGAUGCGGGACACCCCCUGUCUGCACUGAGUGGGGCUGCGAAAAGCACCAAGAACCCCCCCCGGCGAAUGGGGGCUGGGAUCUCCUUCCCUCAUCAUCGCUGGGAGCCAUGACUGCCCCGGGCUCCUGGGUCUCCUUCCGGCCGCUCCCCAAGCUGACCCUCGGCCUGCUGGCCAUCAUGACCUUCUCCUUCCUCAUCCACCUAAGCACCCGGUUCCCUACUGCAAGGCAGAGGCUCCCCUCCCCAAAAGCAAUGGAGGGGUCCCCGCCACAUCCUAUGGAGCGGGGCAUGUGGACUGUGAACUCCGCCGGGCGCCUGGGGAACCAGAUGGGGGAAUAUGCCACCCUCUAUGCCUUGGCCAAGAUGAACGGACGCCAGGCCUACAUCCUCCCAGAGAUGCACCAGCAGCUGGCGCCGCUCUUCCGCAUCACCCUGCCCGUGCUGUCCAGCGACGUGGUCCAGAACAUCCCGUGGAAGGACUACGGGCUUCACGACUGGAUGUCGGAGGAGUACAGGCACAUCGAGGGGAAAUACGUCCGGCUGACGGGCUACCCCUGCUCCUGGACCUUCUACCACCACCUCCGGCAGGAGAUCCUCCAGGAAUUCUCUUUCCACAACCACGUCAAGGAGGAGGCCAACCGGUACCUGGCCGGGCUGCGUGGGCAGCGCCGGAACGUGACCUACGUGGGCGUGCACGUCCGGAGGGGGGACUAUGUCCAGGAGAUGCCCAAGUUCUGGAAGGGGGUUGUGGCGGACAAGGCCUACCUGGAGAAGGCCAUGGGCUACUUCCGGGCCAAGUACCAGGAGCCGGUCUUCGUGGUGACCAGCAACGGGAUGGAGUGGUGCCGGGAGAACAUCGACGCCUCACAAGGGGAUGUGUAUUUCUCGGGGGAUGGGAAGGAGUCGUCGCCAGGGAGGGACUUUGCUCUCUUGGCCCAUUGCAACCACACGAUCAUGACCAUCGGGACCUUCGGCAUCUGGGCUGGUUACCUGGCUGGGGGGGAGACCAUCUACUUGGCCAACUACAUGCUCCCCGACUCUCCCUUCCUCAAGAUCUUCAAGCCCGAGGCCGCCUUCCUGCCCGAGUGGAUCGGGAUCGACGCCGAUCUCUCCCCCCUGCUCAGUGGUACGACUGGCUAAAGGAGCUCAGCCAGUGGCCACAAGCUGCCAACAGGAUCCACCCAACAGGACUUGGCUGGUUGGUGGAGGACUGGGCACCUGGGACCCCUGGCUGGUUCUGGCUGCGCUGGGGAGAGCGGGGGAGAUUGGAGCUGGGCUGGUGGGAUUCAGAGCCCCACGUGGAGCAGCCAGUGACCUAGACCGGACUCAUAGGAGUCUCGAGUGAUGGGACCCUCUCGGUCUGUUGAAUGGUUAGAGCAGAGGGGAGCGGGGGCUGGGAGCCAGGAGUCUUGGGUUCGAGUCCAGCUGCAGAAGGUGAUGAGUGGGGUCUGUGACGGGUUGUCGUCCCCCCCACCCUGAUGUACUGGGGUACCACUGAGCCCACCUGUUCCCCCAGCCUGGGCUCCCUUACACCGUCCUGCUGAGCCAGGCCCUCAGGGCUCCUCCAGCACACACAGGUAGGGACACCCCCAGCCGCAGAAAGUCACUGAGAUCAGGUCUGCGGGGGGAGGCUUCAGCCGGGGAAGAGCCCAGCACUCCAGGGCACACCCCCUCUGGGGUGCAACCCCCAAAUUGUGUUGCUGGGCGCUGCAUGGAGACCCGCCCAGCGAAGCUCGUGGAGUUCGCCCCCUCCCGCAAUGGGGAGGAAGAGCUGCCCAGCGUUUCGCCCCCCGGUUAGGAAGUCCACAUGUUGGUUUUAGAGAAAACAAAACAAAGCUUAUUAGCUGCAAAAGACAGAUGGGACGUGAUGUGGCAAAUUGCCAGCACUGCUCUGAUGGGUCCCGCGCUCGCUCUUCUUGUGGGGGUGUUCAGGGCACCGUUUCCUGCCCCGAGCUGGGGUAUUAACUGUCCCACUAGUAUCCCAGAGAAAGGGAGUGGAGAGGGAGGGGCCCAGCCCAGCCCAGGGAUAGUGGCAAACCACUUGAGCUAAGGGUUCCUCCCCCUGGGCUACUUCCCUCUCCAGACUUCAGCUUGUGGGGCUUCCUGCCCUCUCUCUGCUUGGGCAAGGUUUCUCCCAACCCCUUGUGUCUGUAGAGUCCCUCUGCUCUGUACAAGCCGGGUGUCCCUUUACUUAGGGUCUUUCCCAUCACAGCACUUUGCCAAGCUCUCCUCUGCUUCCCUCCAAACCGUUCCUUGCUCCAAUGCCUCCAAACCACUCCCUGCUCCAACUCCAACUCCUCCAAACCGCUCCGCUCCGCUCCACUCCAACUCCUCCAAACUGCCCCACUCCAAUUCCUCCGAACUGCUCCCUGCUCCAACUCCAACUCCUCCAAACCACUCUGCUCCAACGCCUCCAAACCGCUCCAUGCUCCAACUCCUCCAAACCGCUCCAACUCCAACUCCUCCAAACCACUCUGCUCCAAUGCCUCCAAACCGCUCCCUGCUCCAACUCCAACUCCUCCAAACCACUCCCUGCUCCAACUCCAACGCCUCCAAACUGCUCCCUGCUCCAACUCCUCCAA